CUUUAUAACAGGUUGUGAUUAGUCGGCCCCCGUGCGCGCAUCAAACAGGUACAGGUGUGAUGGACCCGGGACUUCUCAUCUGCUUCGCAGCAGUUUUUAUUUUGGUGUCAGAUGUGUGCGGAGAGUGCAACAGAAAUCAGUGGCAGUGUGAUGAUGGAGUGUGUAUACCACACAGAUGGCACUGUGAUGGUGUUAGUGACUGCCAGGAUGGCUCUGAUGAGAUGGCAUGCUCAUGUCCACCAAAAGCUUUUGAGUGUGCAGAUGGUUCCGGGUGUGUGACAGAGUCGCUGGCUUGUGAUGGGCGGGCCCAGUGUUCUGAUGGCUCAGAUGAGCUGGAUUGUGACUGGAGGUCAGGCUGCCUUUCCAGAGACUGGAAGUGUAGGAACAAUAUCUGCAUCCCACAAAACUUUAUCUGCAAUGAAGUCAAUGAUUGUGGGGAUAAUUCUGAUGAAGAAACUUGUGGUUCCUGUGGGAAGAUGAAAAUCCGCUGUCCUGAUGGAAGAUGUUUAACCCAGAGAGAGAUGUGUGACGGAGUUGCUCAGUGCACAGAUAGGAGAGAUGAGCCUCAUACCUGUGGUAAAAGUUGUAGGAAUGCAAAUGGUGGCUGUAGUCAUACUUGUGUGGAUCAAACUUGGGGAGCGUUGUGCAUUUGUCCCAGGGGAAUGACCCUCUCCGCAAAUGGACUUGAUUGCAAAGAUGUUGAUGAAUGUUCCCAGUCUUUUGGACAGUGUAUGCACUUGUGUACAAACACACCAGGGUCUUUUCGUUGCUUGUGUCAAAAUGGUUUUAAAUCUCUUGGCAAUGGAUCUUGUGAAGCUCAAGGGUUCCCAGUGAAGAUUUUGACCUUCCGAAAACCGCUUAUUGGGCUAGUGAAUGUAAAGACUAGGGUGUUUGAGCCACUCCUUUCCAUUGAGAAAUCUUAUUUAUUGGGCUGA
Molecule: messenger RNA, 935 nt
Organism: Triplophysa dalaica
Lineage: Eukaryota; Metazoa; Chordata; Actinopteri; Cypriniformes; Nemacheilidae
Product: vitellogenin receptor-like
Exons: 8
Coding region: 60-935 (291 amino acids)
Molecular function (GO): calcium ion binding; protein binding
Source: RefSeq, a predicted model, not a curated record